UCCUCCUCCUCGCGCGAUCGGGCGCUCCGCGGCCAUGGCGAGGCGCCUCUCGUGGCAGGACUUGCAGGCGUCGGGCUCGGCCAUCGCGACCCGCCUCUCGCUGCAGGACUUGCAGUGCUUGGUGCGGAGGAAGCCAGCGUGCUCCGCCGACCGCGCCGAAACGUCGGCGGCGGCGGCGGCGGGGGGCGAUGGGAGCAAAGGCCGGCACCUCGCCAAGGCGCUGUCCGUUCCCGACCUCAUCGCCAUCGGUGUUGGCUCGACAAUUGGUGCUGGCAUCUAUGUCCUGGUAGGAACUGUGGCUCGUGAGCAUGCAGGGCCAGCCUUGACCCUUUCCUUUCUGAUAGCUGGCAUAGCAGCUGCUCUUUCAGCGUUAUGCUAUGCAGAACUCUCUUGCCGUUUUCCGUCAGCCGGAAGUGCCUAUCAUUACUCCUACAUUUGCAUUGGAGAAAGCGUCGCUUGGUUGAUUGGUUGGGCUUUGAUUCUGGAGUACACAAUCGGUGGAUCAUCAGUGGCACGUGGCAUAUCACCAAACUUGGCUCUAUUUUUUGGUGGCCAUGAGAAGCUUCCCUUUUUUCUAACACAAAUACAUGUUAAAUGGCUUAACACCCCGCUUGAUCCUUGUGCUGCCAUUCUUGUAUUGAUAGUUACUGCAUUACUUUGCCUGGGAAUUAAGGAGAGCUCAUUUGUGGAAGGCAUCAUCACCAUUGCAAAUGUUAUAGUUAUGAUGUUUGUCAUUUGUGCUGGUGGAUACUUAGCAUUCCAGAAUGGCUGGAGUGGAUAUAAUGAUAAACAAGGUUACUUCCCUAAUGGUAUGGCCGGUGUUUUGUCUGGAUCAGCAACCCUCUUCUUUGCGUACAUUGGAUUUGAUGCAGUUGCUAGCACAGCUGAAGAGGUGAAGAACCCCCAACGUGAUCUUCCAUGGGGAAUGUGUCUGACCUUGUCCUUAUGCUGCUUCCUCUACAUGAUGGUUUCUGUUGUUAUUGUUGGCCUGGUGCCAUAUUAUGCAUUGGAUCCUAACACUCCUAUUUCAUCUGCUUUUGCUAAAUACGGAAUGCAAUGGGCAGUGUACGUUAUUUCCACUGGGGCUGUUUUUGCUCUUAUAGCAUCCUUGAUAGGUGCUAUUCUCCCUCAGCCAAGAAUUGUGAUGGCUAUGGCAAGAGAUGGAUUGCUUCCGCCACUCUUUUCAGCCGUUGAUCCAACGACUCAAGUCCCAACUUUGAGCACAAUAUUGUCAGGGAUAUGUGCUGCUAUCCUGGCUCUUUUCAUGGACGUCUCAGAAUUGGCAGGGAUGGUAAGCGUGGGCACACUAUUGGCAUUUACUAUGGUUGCCAUUUCUGUUUUAAUAGUGCGAUAUGCUCCUCCAAGUGAGAUAGCAAUGAAAGUGGCUCUUCCAGGUUCAUCUGAAUCACUAACUUCACUCUCUGGGUCUUCAGAGCCAGAUGAGGAAAAUUCAGGGGAUCUUUUUGGCAAUGUUCAAGAAAUACCUACCAGCAAUGAAGCUAACAAGAUAAGGCGACAGAAAGCCACGGCAUGCAUCAUACUAAUUUUCCUUGGGGCUGUCAUUGUUGUAUCUUCAGUUUCUUUUUCCUUUUUGCCAAUUUAUUUGCGGUCCAUUGGAUGUGCUUUUGGUGGUUUGGUUUUGGUUAGUGCUACCAUUGCACUCUGGUUCAUUGGGCAAGACAAGAGCUCUACAAGACAAACUGGAGGUUUUAUGUGCCCAUUUGUUCCUAUACUUCCAGUCUGUUGCAUUCUCAUCAACGUAUACCUGCUUAUGAACCUUGGAUUUCAUACCUGGAUUCGUGUUUCUAUGUGGCUAAUGGUUGGUGCCAUCAUAUAUGUGUUCUAUGGGAGGAAGUACAGCUCACUGACAGGCGUAGCCUAUCAGCGGAUUUCAUCUGAAUAGUUCACUGCAGAGGGUGUUCUACGUCUUCAUCUAUACAUGUCGAUUAUCUUGUGCAGCUUUCGUUGAUUUUCCUUUGAAUUUCACAGUUCCAAUCUUCCUUGACCUAUCAAAGUCUUCAAGCUCCCAAAUCAUCUCACAGAAAUGGCCCUCAUGUGUGGUCCAGCCUGUUUGAGCAAGAAUCUGAGGAGUCUGAAUUCUGAACUUUGAAGAGGGGUCAAGCAAAAGCAUAACAAGAGUAGCAGCAGGAGAAGCACAACAUUAGUAUGUAGCUAGCUGCUUAGAAUUUUGUUUCUCUACAAUCAUUUUUCACAAAUUUUUGAACCCAGAAGCUGUAAAUAAUAAAGAGUAAAUAUAUUUUUAUCGCUGCAAGGAGAUAAAUUGCAGUAUGGCACUAUACCUGUAUAUAUAUGUGAAGUUGUGCGAGCUCAAUUUCAGGGCCGGCAAUGCUCCGGU
This is a messenger RNA of Oryza brachyantha (malo sina), 2356 nucleotides long. Its product is annotated as cationic amino acid transporter 3, mitochondrial-like. Gene Ontology annotation, cellular component: membrane. The transcript has 14 exons. Gene Ontology annotation, biological process: amino acid transport; transmembrane transport. The record is from RefSeq and is a predicted model, not a curated record. Lineage: Eukaryota; Viridiplantae; Streptophyta; Magnoliopsida; Poales; Poaceae. Gene Ontology annotation, molecular function: amino acid transmembrane transporter activity. Bases 35 to 1903 code for a protein of 622 amino acids.